Messenger RNA from Pieris napi, 1817 nucleotides. It is a transcript of the gene MESR6, whose product is annotated as UPF0489 protein C5orf22. Lineage: Eukaryota; Metazoa; Arthropoda; Insecta; Lepidoptera; Pieridae. The record is from RefSeq and is a predicted model, not a curated record. The transcript is spliced from 4 exons. Bases 691 to 1800 code for a protein of 369 amino acids.
AAAAUACGUUAUAUACUUAAUCUGCAUUGACAUGGGAUAUAAACUACAGAUGUGUGAUGAGAAUUUAAUUAGAAAAAUUGGUAAUUUGCAAACUGUGUGAAAAAUUUUGUAACCUAAAAUUAUUCUAGCCUGUAUUUGAAGAAUGAUUUAGCUUACUCAAUUAUUAUUUUGUAACCGAAAUUUUACUGUUUGUUAUUCGAAAUAUAGGAUAUUUUGAUAUUCGAGCCCAAACUUUAUGGUGAAAACACGAGCUGGCAAGUUUUCAAGAAAUGAAGUGGUGGUUGAGAAUUUUUUUUAUUUUCUGGAUGCAGCAAUUGUUAACUCUUAUAUUGUAAUGAAGGAUACAUGGAUCAAAGCGCAUCCUAGUGGUACCAAACCUAUGACACAGUUAGUAUACAGAAGUAAACUUGCAGGGUAAUUGAUAAAAGACUACUUCCAAGAAGACAAUUUUGAAGAAAAUCCCUUGAACGCUGGUCAUGAACUGGUUAAUUCUGGUCGCUGUAACUCACGCCGCUGUAGGUUUUGCAGCACAAUAAGUCAAAAGAAGCGUGUAUGAAUGUAAAACAUGCAAUGUCGCCUUAUGUGUAGAAUGUUUUAGACCCUAUCAUUUACAAGGUUCAUUAGCCAUACAAUAAUAACUAACAAAGUUACACGGGCAAUAAUCAUAAAUUAAAUAAAUAACCCAUACCAAUGGAAAAUUUAAAGCAAUUUAAAAAGAUUCCUAUAUAUGUAGUCGAAGAACAUAAUGAUGUCUUACAAUUUGUAUAUUCCGCUAUUGGUGGAAAAAAGUUGCCGUUAGAAGGAACCACAUUAUUGCAUUUGGAUGCUCAUCCAGAUAUGCUUAUAGAUCGUAAGUUAAAAGGGGAGGAAGCAAGAGGAGGGAGGAAAGUUUUACAAUUAUUACAGAUAGAAAAUUGGAUUGUACCAGCGGCUGCCGCGGGGCAUAUAAACCGCGUUGUAUGGAUCAGACCACCGUGGGCGAACCAAUUUAGCGAUGGAUCACGAAUAAUUCAUGUUGGAGACCACCCCGCAACGGGCUUUCUCCGAGUAGAUAGUAGAGAACCCUAUUAUUUAUCGGAUGCUCUAUAUUCGUCACAGCUUGUGAACAAAAGAAAGUUUAUGUUAACUGUCGCAGAACUGAGCAGUCGUAUGGAUUCUAAUGUGCACAAUUUAUGUAAUCAGCUUGAUAUCCACAACCCAUUUGUACUAGAUAUUGAUCUGGAUUUUUUCAGUACAGCUAAUCCUUUCUUGGCUCUUUAUAACAAUAUAGGUCUGUAUGAUUUGUUAGAAGAUUUAUUUCAUUUUGAUGUACCUGAAAACGACGAUAUAGAAAGUAUUGAAAAAACGGUCAAUUUGCGAGAAAUACAAUUACAAGAAUUAGAAGAUUUAUUUAUGUGUAUGGAAGAAAAUGGAAAUUUGGAGAAUUACACAGGAAAUAAAGGCUUAUAUUUUGAAAAGGUUUCAGCGUUGGUUCCAAUUAUAGAGGAGGAAGCAAAACGCCUUGGGGAGCGUCCGGACUGGUGGGCUGUGUUCGCUAGUGGGUGUACAAGAGAUCAGGGUGGGCUGCCUCAUCAUAUCAGCUCUGAAGAAUUAAUUAAGGCCACCAUUGAAAUGUGUCUCAAACCAUUUUUACAAGGCUUACCACCCCCUAUUUUCAUUACAAUAGCUAGAUCUACAGAUGACGGCUAUUGUCCUCCACAUCAGGUUGAGUUAAUACAAUCUCAGGUUCUUCGCGCUCUAAAGGAAAUAUACGUAACGGACGAACCCAUUUUACAUUACUUAGAUAAGAUCAAGGAAUAAAGAUUAAAGAAAAUGUC